This is a messenger RNA of Aspergillus thermomutatus, 312 nucleotides long. Its product is annotated as mating alpha-pheromone PpgA. NCBI's taxonomy places the organism in Eukaryota, Fungi, Ascomycota, Eurotiomycetes, Eurotiales, Aspergillaceae. The record is from RefSeq and is a predicted model, not a curated record. The transcript has a single exon. Bases 1 to 312 code for a protein of 103 amino acids.
AUGAAGCUCCUCUCGCUCGUUCUCGCUACCUUCGCUGCCACUGCUGUGCAGGCAGGCACCAUGCAGUGGUGCCAGCUUCCUGGUCAGGGUUGCUACAUGCUCAAGCGCGCUGCCGAUGCCUCAAAUGAGGUCAGACGUUCAGCCAGUGCCGUCGCUGAGGCCGUUGCAGACGCCUUUCCAGGCACCUCUCAGUGGUGCCACCUUCCUGGUCAGGGCUGCGCCAAGGCGAAGAGAGCUGCCGAGGCCGCUGAAGAGGUGAAGCGCUCCGCCGAUGCCUUUGCUGAUGCCAUGGCUGCUUUUGAGGCGGAAUAG